Gongylonema pulchrum is the source of this 216-nucleotide messenger RNA. The record is from the annotation of a GenBank genome assembly. Lineage: Eukaryota; Metazoa; Nematoda; Chromadorea; Rhabditida; Gongylonematidae.
UUUGAAGCCGAAGUAUGCGCCGAGCUGGAAUUGGGUGCUGUGGAUGUUACGGCGAUUGUGCAAGCAUCCCGUAUUGCGGAUGCUGAGGGUGGUGCCGAUUCAAUUGGGUUCUUGACUGGUGAUGCUCUAUCAGCUGACACACUUCUCGGUCAUGUACGAAGUGUGGCGCAAUAUGAUGAAGGCGCAGCUGUGGCUGGUCCUUUGAAAAUUAUCUAA